GAGAAAACACCCCACAGCGGAGGCGAGAGGGGAUUUAAAUCACACAAAUAUUCUCCGCGUAACUUGACGGAUAAAGUACAAAUCCUCCAUCCCGGCCGGGUCGAGUGUGACGAGUAACAAGGGUGGAUUAGAUGGUGCUGCCCUGAACCCGCUGCUUCCACGUCCUGGGUUAUUGUUUUAAAUCAUAAUAAAGCACCAGCUUUAAAUGCAACGCAUACGACUCAGACUAAGCAGUCUCAGUCGGGGGUAAACCAGCUGGGGGGAAGGGAAACCGUAGCAGAGCGAGGCUCCUGGGCGUCCAUCCCUUCACAUCCAUCCACCACCGCCCUCUUCCUCCCCCUCUCCUCCGUCCUCCUCCUCCUCUCCUGCAGCCAUGGACCCCCCGAGGACUCGCUCUCGGUCUCGCUCCGGCUUCUACCACUUCGCCAUGAACGGCAGCGGCGGCAGCAGCGGCGGCGGCCCCGCCGUGGGCAGCGGCAGCCUGCUGGGCGCCGGCGGAGGAGGGGUGAGCUACCCGCCGCAGAGCAGCCCCGGCUGGCCGCUGGGAGGACGCAGCUACCCGGAGAGCCAGCAGCAGCCGCCGCCGCCGCCGCAGCAGCUGCAGCUGCAGCAGCACUCCCAGGGGAGUUACCUGUCCGCAGGGCCGCAGCGCCAUGGAGCUCACGGAGCUCACAGACACCCCGGGGCCGGAGGAGUGGUACAUUUUCAUCCAGAUACUGUAUGCAGCGAGGAUCGAGACAAAAUGGAAGACAGCCCAAGCCCCAAAAGGCAGCGCCUUUCCCAGCAGUCCAUGAUAGAUCUAAACUCCGCCCCUCCUUCAACUCCUUCCUCUCCCAUUCGCCCAUGGGAGUUGCCUCCUAGUCGCAGACCACCCCCCCACUACAUACCAGAGAGAUGCCACACGCCUGUUCGAAACCGCCGCAGUCCUCCAAUGAGACGUCAGCGUGGCCGUAGAGACCGCCUGACUCGCCAUCACCACCACCAUGCCCACAAUAGCAACCAUCACCACUACAACAACAACAACAGUCACCACCACCAUCAUCACCCCAACACACACCACCAUCACCACCACCUUCACUCCCACCAUGGUCCAUCACCAGGCCAUCAGGAUGAAAACUAUCGCCAUCCAGCUCCUCCUCAGGGUUACCCACCCUACAACCAGCAACCUCUUCGAGGGCUGGGAGCAGGGCCUGAAGAUCGUACAGGCUACCAUGCUCCAAACCCCUCCCCAAGACCCCUUCACCAGUCACCAAACCUUUCUCCCAGAGUACUGCACCCUGGGGCCCAUCCACAGCACCCCCACCCAUCCCAGCAACAGACCAGUGUGGUACUGGACCUCCACGAGCAGGGUUCAGCUCCUGUAUCGUAUCCUGUGUCUCCCCCGGGAGCACCACCAGGUUUGCCAACCCGCUCUGCCCCACAACAGAUCCCAGCAUGCUCAGUGGUCUUCAGUGGACAGCAUUAUCCUGUCUGCAGCGUCCCUCCUCCUGUCCUUCAGACUUGCUCUGUUCAGCACUUACCCAUGCCCUACCCGUUUCCAUCAUUGCUGUCCAGCGACCCGGCCUUCUUGAUUCCACCUCCUCACCUCACCCAUCCCCCUACACACCUUUCCCAUCACCCACCUCACUUGCCACAGCCUGGACAGUUCGGACCAUAUCCGGCACAGCAGGCGCGAUCGCCGUUACAGAGGAUAGAAAACGACGUGGAGCUGCUGGGAGAGCACCUGUCUUUAGGUGCCGGGCUCCACUAUUCUCCUGCCACCCAUCCUGCCCUCACCCCACAUUCAACACAGCUCCACUUCCUCUCCCAUGAUCCCUUGCCACAGGAAUUUUUUGGAGUGUCUUAUCCAAAUUUCAUUCCUCGGCGUCUCCCCGGCCGACGGUACCGCUCACAACAGCUUCCACCUUCGCCUUACCACCCCAGCCUCCUGCCUUACUUCCUAUCAAUGCUGCCAGUUCAGCCCACAGGUCCUGCUAUCAGCCUGGAGCUGGAUGUAGACGAUGGAGAAGUGGAGAAUUAUGAGGCCCUCCUAAACCUUGCUGAGCGUUUGGGAGAGGCCAAACUCCGAGGACUGACCAAGGGAGACAUUGAACAGCUUCCUUCUUAUCGAUUCAAUCCAAAUAACCAUCAGUCUGAACAAACACUGUGUGUGGUAUGUAUGAGUGAUUUUGAGUCCCGUCAACUGCUGCGAGUCCUGCCCUGCAGCCACGAGUUCCACGGGAAGUGUGUCGACAAAUGGCUGAGGGCCAACAGGACGUGUCCUAUAUGCCGAGCCGACGCCUCAGAGGUCCAGAGAGACUCAGAGUGACCACAAGAGGGGGCCAGACACACCGUUGUCUUCAAACACAUCCAGCACUGCCUGCUCCUGAUAAAUUGAUGCACAUGUGUGUACUCGAGCGCACACGCAAACACACCCACACACACAUAUACACACACACACACACACACACACACCAUUAUGUUACAUGUUUGUGGGGCACUUUCUCCUCCUUUUGUUGUUGUUUCAUUCCUUAUUAAAAUAUUGCGUCAUGCAUUUGAUGCAGUUGACUUCCUGCUCUCUUCCUUCUGUACGUGCACACAGGUCCUCACAUUUUCAGUGAGCGUCCCUCCUUCCUGUGUGUGUGUGUGUGUGUGUGUGUGUGUGUGUGUGUGUGUGUGUGUGUGUGUGAGAGAGUGAGUUUACACAAGCAAGCAUUUUCUUGGUCAGCCUAGUAAUGGAGGGCUGUGGUACCUGACGGUGUUUUCAUUUUCAGUAUGUGUGUUUGGUAGUGUGAGAGGUUUUUCAGUAUCCUGGAGCAUGUCUGAGUUUUUGUUGUGUAACAGACAAGUGUUUUUUUUUUGUUUUUUCCUCUCAUGAGUGACAAUUCUUCCCGUUUGUAUGUUUAUGCACUGUCUGUAUGCAAACUGUAUGUAUGUUUAUUGACCUAAUCCUUUUCUCUAGUUUAACACUAAGGGUCCAUGCUGCCACUAUUAUUAUUAUUAAUAUUAUUAUUAUUAUGAUUAUUAUUGAGAACAGUAACGGUUGGUUGAUUUUCUGUUUGGCAGUUACCUCAUCAUUCCGGUCUCUCGUUAGAAGUGCUUCACAGCGCUACUUUGAAGUUAAGCACAUGUAUUUUUUUUUCCCCCCUUUUCUUUUACAAGAAAAAACAAGUUUCUGUGACUUUGCAGUGGCACAUGUUACUUUCUAUCUAUAAAUAUAAAUAUAUAUAUAUAUAUACUGUAUAAAUCUAUGAAUAUGUAUACCAAAUAAAAGGCUUGAUAUAAACUUUUUAAA
This is a messenger RNA of Cololabis saira (Pacific saury), 3274 nucleotides long. It is a transcript of the gene rnf38, whose product is annotated as ring finger protein 38. The transcript is spliced from 13 exons. Lineage: Eukaryota; Metazoa; Chordata; Actinopteri; Beloniformes; Belonidae. The record is from RefSeq and is a predicted model, not a curated record. Bases 374 to 2308 code for a protein of 644 amino acids.